UGGAGUUCUUUUAUGGAGUUCCUUUUAAUUCAUUUCAUCAUUUCUUUAUUUCCUCAGUUUUUCAUUAACUUCAUUUUUCUUUGCUCCUUUCUUAAUUGUUCUAAUUUUUGCAGCGUUGAUCUUUACUGCUAUGUGUUUAUUUUGUUAUAUAAUUUCCAGGUAUACUUGCUUUCCUGUAGUUUUUGGUUUAUUCCCCUGAUCUUUCUGAUUUUCCUGGUUUUCUUCGUGUUCUUCAUUUUAUCAUUUUGUUUUGAUCUUAUUUUCUUCUUGAAUUCCUAUUUUGGCCUAUUUGUUGGAAUCUUCGCCUUUAGAUGACAGCUAGACGGGCGAAAACUGAGUUUGCCUCUAUGGCCCUUUCCGAGUCUAGACUUUCUCAGGAAAAAUCCUAUAUAUUUCAUAUAGCUAUGGUUUUCCUUCUGAGUAUGGGGUUAGGAAACUUGAUUACCGAAUGCCAACCUUCGGGUAUCCUGGUUCACGCCGGGAGGCAGUUAUAUUCGAAGAACAGCUUAGUGCUGAUCUUUGGUUUCCUUUGGAUCCUUUUAUCGUUGAACUAUGUAGUGAUUUAGAUAUUGUCGUAGGGGAACUUCAUCUCGGGACCAUCCAAGUUAUCACUACCUUAGUAGAAGCGUGUAGGCUUCCGGGGCAAUCCCCUUCUUUGAACGUGUUUCAUCACUUUGUUUCUCUAAUGAAAUGCAACGAAUGUUUUAUUUUUUUCCCUUCAUAUGAGAGUUAAUUCCUAAGGGUUUUUCGGUUAGGUCGGUUAGCACUUAUCCUUCUCCCUUGAGUUUGUCCGAGACUAUCCUUGCUUUUGAUUUUUCUUUUCAUAGUAUUUUCCAGCGGUCGUUGUUGUCUAUUUAAGUAAAUAGCCACGUCCAAUGUUGAUAGCUGCCUUUGGAGGAUUCUUCGAGGGGUCUCACUGAUCUUUCAUAUGAAUUUGUAGAAGAUAUGGAUGUUCCAAUGGACGAAGUUGCUCUUAUUCUUGCUGGGGCGAUUGAGCCCGUAGUGGUAGAUAUGGAUAACGCUGAAGUGGAAGUGCCUGCUCCCCCAGAUCUAGCGGAUCCUCUAGAGGAGGGGUCACAAAUUAUGUUCAUUCAUCUUUGCCAUCAUUUGAUGGUAGGUUUUAGGGAAGACUCCCGCCAGAGUAGUUUUCACUUUCCACCCAGUAAUGCAAAAGUAAUGGGGGUUGUUCCUCGGGUUGGUUGGGUUUUAUACCCAGGAGUUGAGCUUAAAGGGUUGUUGAUUCCUGGUGGGGUUUUCCAAGAGGCAUUUUCUGAAGUGUUGCCGGUAAGAAUUGAACCGCUUCCCCCGAGCGGAAGCAUCAGAGGUGUGGUGAUGAUGUCAAUUGCGUUUGGAUCUAUAGGCUGCUUAUCCUUGGGCUCCACUGAUUGCUUGUUUCUCAGAUCAAUCUGCCGGUAGUCAUCCUUGAUCAAUGAAUUUAUUUAGUUUGUAGAAAAGAUCCUUCAAUGAAGUUUUGUUAAGCUUUUCCUACAGACGACGCGGAUUGAUAGAUUGUGUUCUAUAAUUGUUAGUCGUGACCUACAAAAUAAGGUAGAUAUCUAAUCAAACGGUGAUUGUCCGAUUGGCUCUCCGAUGCUCAAGUCAGUUUAUGCUUAUGCUGGGAAGUAGUGUAUUAAAUGUAGUUGUGUAUAGGCAUACCUCAGCUUCUUUUAUAGUAGUGAGAUCUAACCUAAAAGAGUCUUAGAAGGAAAGUGAUUCCUUCAGGAAGUAGAGUUGCAGUAGGAAGCAUAUCUCUACUUCGUAGCGUAAUCUUCCAUUAAAUCCUAUUUAGAAAAGCGUCCUAAUUAGGAAUGUCUUCUUGUAUUAGUCGUUAACCCCGUUUAGGAGACUAUCUUUGAUACAUCCAAAAGAUCCUCAUCUUUUAUAUUAUCUCCGUGAUUAUAGCAUUGUAGUUGACUUUAGAUUCGAUCUCUUAGCGAGAUUUAUGUCUUUAGAUUUCGAUUUUUGUGUAUUGUCGACUCCUUGAGGAUACAGUGAAUAUCUGAUCGGGCGAUUCCACAUGAGCAUGGCAGACAAAUCUCUUAGGAUUUGGCCGUGCUGAUACGUAUCACUAAUUACUUUGAGGUGAGUCCUAGGGUAGGCUUCAUUGGACGAACCCUCAAAUGACUCGUCUCACUAUUAUGGUCUUGAUAAAACAUGUUUCCAUCAAUUCAUAUGAUUUUUAGUGUAAAUACACCAACACUUGAUGUAUUUAUGAUACAUUGUUUUCCUAAUAAAACCAUAAAGCACUUCGUUGUGUA
Molecule: messenger RNA, 2258 nt
Organism: Mercurialis annua (annual mercury)
Lineage: Eukaryota; Viridiplantae; Streptophyta; Magnoliopsida; Malpighiales; Euphorbiaceae
Exons: 3
Coding region: 946-1416 (156 amino acids)
Source: RefSeq, a predicted model, not a curated record